Molecule: messenger RNA, 1548 nt
Organism: Entamoeba invadens IP1
Lineage: Eukaryota; Evosea; Mastigamoebida; Endamoebidae
Exons: 1
Coding region: 1-1548 (515 amino acids)
Source: RefSeq, a predicted model, not a curated record
AUGAUUAAUAUGAUAUUUUCAUUGAAAUUGAUGAUCAUUUUAUUUGUUGUAAUUCCUGAAGUGUUCAGUUUAAAAUCUAACAAUUCUUUUCGACCAAACGAAGUUUUGAAACCACCUGUGUGUAUGACAAACUUUUUAGCUCUCAAUUACGAAUCUAAAACUAUAAAAACAACACUAUUUGAGUGUUACAGUAACAUAAUUGAUUACAAACGAGUUAUAAAGGGAUACAAUUUGCAAUCAAUUUGUUUUAUUGAUGAGCAUUGGAUAAACGUGAAUAAAAGUACACAUCAAAUUAAUCGAUGUGGGGAAUGGAUGGAAAUUGUUGGCCCAAGUCAAUUUCCAAUCAAGUGUAUGAUAGCUGGUACUUUUAAGUUAGAAGAAAACAACAGUGAUCUUUAUAACAACAGUACUGCAAUUGCGAUUGGGGAACAUUUAUUCUUAAAAAUUACUGGAGGGCUAUCCCUUCAUGAUAAAGACUAUGUCCAAGCAACAGUAACUGAAACUGAUUUUGAUAUGGGAAUAAACCCAUCAUUGUGGGUGAUUAAGAAAAACGAAACACAUGCAACUCUUCAAUUCACUGAUUUUAAUAGACCACCUGAAUUUAUUGAAAUUAACUCACGAUUAAUAAGAAAGAAUUAUGAUGACACUUUCACGGUUGAUAAGUAUAAAAAUAAAAUUAAUAUCAAGCUUGUUUCUUUUGGAAAUGAAAAAGUGGAGUUUGAAGGAGUGGACUUAACAUCAAUUGUCAGAGCAACAGCAACAGCAAGAUUUGGUCAUAUUGACAUUGGGCAUUGUAAAUAUUUAGCAAAUGCAAAUAUUUUGAAUGAAAAAACGAGUCACGAAAAUAAUUUAUUUAAGUGGUCUCUUUUUCAAAAGCAGAUAGAUGGAAGCAUUGAAGAAAUAGAUAUUAAAAAUCCAAUAUUAACAACUGAAAGUGGUAAUGAUGAUGUUGAAAUAUAUUUUUGGUAUAACACUGCUCUUUUAUUUUCACAAGACUUUUUUGAAUUUGAAGCACAUUUUUUAUCAGAGAGUGACAUUGAAAUUACAAAGGUAAAGUUGUUAAUAUCAAAAGAGAUAGAAAGUGGUAACAACGCUUUAACUGGAAAUUUAGUGAGUGAUAUUAAACUGUUCAAAGUGUUCAAAGAUAACAAUACAAUUUAUCUCAAAGCGCCUUUUGACCCAUCUAAUUUUGAAUUUGCAAAUACAAUUGGGAUUACUUUAUCAACAAAAAGUAAAAGUGUUAUUACACUAAAGAAAGCAAAACUAAAAAGAAGUGCAAUGUUUCAAAAUGUUACUGAAUGUGAAGUAGAGGCUUUUGAUUGCUUACACACAGAAUGUACAGUAACUAAUACCUCAAAAGAUGUAGGUUUUCAUAUUUGGAAAGAUGGGUGUAUUCCCAAUUGUGGGGUUUGUUUAGAAGGUUACCUGUGUACUACAGCUGGCACUUGUGAAAAGGAAAGUAACAACAAUUUAAGAAGUGUUGGAAUUUUAUUACAAACUUUUUUCUCUAUAAUUCUAUUCUGCUUUAUUUUUAAUUCAAUCAAAUAG